Molecule: messenger RNA, 755 nt
Organism: Eimeria acervulina
Lineage: Eukaryota; Apicomplexa; Conoidasida; Eucoccidiorida; Eimeriidae
Exons: 5
Source: RefSeq, a predicted model, not a curated record
AUGGCAACUCCAGCGAAACCUCGCAGGCGCGAUCAGGGAGGGGCGGCCAAACUCCCUGGCAAGAAGGUGAAAGCUGAGCGCAAAUCGGCGGAUUCUAAGCUCGCGCCAGCACAAGAGAGGCGUGCUGGCAUCAAAAAGAAAGCAAAGAGUGUUAAGCUGGCGAAGGAUGCGGUGCCUCAUGCGGACUCUAAAAAAACCCCUCAAGAGCUUAGUAUCGACGCAUUGAUCGAUAAACAGCAACGCCUUCAAGAAGAAAUCAGUUCUCGUCAGCGAGAGAUUUCCUCUCUAAAGGAGCUGGUGACUGCCCUAACAGGCGGCGCCGUGCCGCUUCCUGUGCCUGUUGAGGUGUUCUACAAGAUCGGCCAACAGUAUAUUGAGGCUAACGCAAAGGCCUUUACUUUGACUUUUCCUCCUUUGGAGGAGCUGGUGAAUUCAAGAGAAACUGCUACAGAGAAUAUUUCUGGCCAGCCAGGAGAUGAAGAGAAAGGGGAAGAUGAAGAAGAGAAGCUCCGCGAAAUGAAGACCGCAGAAGAGGAGGAAGCAGAGGAGAACGCCCGCGAAGACACACCAACAAAAACGCCAGAGCACUCGUUGGGCAGCCAGACAAAUACAGAGGCAAACGCGAGUAGGGAGGAGACCAUAGAAGAAGGAAAAGAAGAAGAAAGCAUGCAUCAGCAGCAUGAGCAGCAUGAGCAGCAUGAGCAGGAACAGCAGCAUGAGCAGGAACAGCAGCAUGAGCAGGAACAGCAGCAUGA